AUGGGUGACUUUGUGAGUGAGCAAAAAUCCAUCAACUCUCAACUAAAUCAGAAGAUUGACAACAUAGAGAGUACAUUGAACAAGAAGAUAGAUGGGAUGCAUAAUGAGUUGUCUCAGAAAAUAGACAACAUCCAAUAUUCCAUCUCAAGGCUCACAAAUUUGAACACUGUCAAUAAGAAAGGGAAGUUUCCCUCUCAGCCUCACCAAAAUCCUAAGGAGAUACAUGAAGUGGAAUCCAAAGAUGAGGAUUCUUCAAAGGUGAGGGACGUGCAAGCUAUUAUCACUUUGAGAAGUGGUAAGGAAGUGCAUCAGCCGGAGCAUGAUCAGAGGAAAGCCAAAGAAGACAAGGCUGAUAGAAAAGAACAAAAGGGAAAGGAAGUUCAGAUGAAAGAAAGCAUCAUUCCUAGCAUGGAUGAGGAACCUCAAAUUCUUUUAAAGGAAGGCAUGAUGAAGAAGCACAUACCUCCUCCAUUUCCUCAAGCCUUGCAUGGGAAGAAACCGAUCAAGAAUGCUUCUGAGAUUCUUGAUGACUUGUGCACUGUGAAAAGAGGACUCAAUGUCACAAAGCAAGCCUUCCUAACUGAGCAAGUGAGUGUUAUAAUCCAAUGCAAGUCUCCAAUCAAGUACAAAGAUCCGGGGUGUCCUACAAUCUCAGUCAAUAUUGGAGGAAUCCAAGUGGAGAAGGCAUUGCUUGAUUUGGGGGCAAAUGUUAGCUUGCUUCCAUACUCUGUAUACAAGGAGCUGGGGUUGGGAGAACUCAAGCCAACAUCGAUCACCCUAUCCUUAGCUGACCGAUUAGUGAAAAUCCCCAGGGGGGUAAUAGAGGAUGUAUUGGUUCAAGUUGAGAAAUUCUACUAUCCAGUAGAUUUUGUGGUGCUUGAUACGGAUCCCAUUGUCAAAGGGAUCAACUAUGUUCCAAUCAUCCUUGGAAGACCAUUCCUUGCAACAUCCAAUGCAACCAUCAAUUGUAGGAAUGGGGUCAUGCAACUCACUUUUGGGAAUAUGACAUUGGAACUCAACAUCUUCCAUCUAUGUCAAAAGCACAUCCAUCCUGAAGAAGAUGAGGGCCCAGAAGAAGUGUGUAUGAUAGAUACCCUGGUGGAGGAGCAUUGUAAUCAGAGUAUGCUUGAUCAGUUUGAAGAGAAUCCAGAUGAAAACCAUGAAGAUCUUGAUGAUGGGUUAGCUGAACCCAUGGGAAUGAAUGCCAUUAUGUCAAACCGGAGACAAAAGCCAGUGAUCCUCCCUUUGUUCAAGGAUGAGGAAGAGAUGAAAGAAGCUAAGGAUGCAAUCCUUAAGCUUGAAUUGAAGACCCUUCCUGCCGAGUUGAAGUAUGCUUACUUGGAGGAAGGUAAUAAAGCCCCGGUGGUAAUUUCUUCUUCUUUAACCAUUUCACAAGAGGACAAUCUUCUAAGAAUCCUUAGAAAGCACAAGAAGGCCAUCGGAUGGCAAAUUUCUGAUUUGAAGGGGAUAAGCCCAUUGAUUUGCACGCACCAUAUUUAUAUGGAGGAGGGAGCUAAGCCAACUCGUCAGCCACAGAGGAGAUUGAAUCCUCAUAUGCAAGAGAUAGUAAGGGCUGAAGUGUUGAAGCUUCUUCAAGCGGGCAUCAUUUACCCCAUUUUAGAUAGCACUUGGGUGAGUCCAACCCAAGUUGUUCCAAAGAAGUCCGGGAUAACCGUAGUCAAGGGGGAAAAUGGAGAUGAAGUGUCCACACGCCUCACAACUGGUUGGAGGGUGUGCAUUGACUACAGGAAGCUGAACACAGAUGCCAAGUUUGAGUGGGAUGAUAAAUGUCAAAGGAGUUUUGAGCUUCUUAAGCAAUUCUUGACAUUAGCGCCCAUUGUGAGAGCACCAAAUUGGGAGUUGCCAUUGAAGUGA
Vitis riparia (riverbank grape) is the source of this 1875-nucleotide messenger RNA. RefSeq lists its product as uncharacterized. The coding region runs from base 1 to 1875 and encodes 624 amino acids. The record is from RefSeq and is a predicted model, not a curated record. The transcript is spliced from 3 exons. NCBI's taxonomy places the organism in Eukaryota, Viridiplantae, Streptophyta, Magnoliopsida, Vitales, Vitaceae.